AGCCCAAGACAUCAGGAUUCCACCUGCCAGCCAGACGCACAGACACGAUGGUCCGAAACGCACAAGCCCAGGCCAUCUGCCUCCUGUUACUCCUCCUGACCAGCCUGGCCAGCACCUCCACACUCCGACAACAGGCAAGUCAGCACACAGAAUUGCAGAGGCCGAGUACCGUGGCAGCCACAAGCCAGACAGACAAGAAGCCGGUGGAGCGGAGACUCUGGAAGCGGGACGCCCACUUUCCCAUCUGCAUGUUCUGCUGCAACUGCUGCGGCAAAACCUGUGGGUUCUGCUGCAGGUCUUAGGGACCAGCACCCUCCAUGCCCCAGUGUACCUCGUUUCAGUCCACUGCUCUCCAGCUCCAUGAAUGUCUCCAAAUAAAAUGUCUGUCUGUCUUUUCCAA
Sorex fumeus (smoky shrew) is the source of this 400-nucleotide messenger RNA. It is a transcript of the gene HAMP, whose product is annotated as hepcidin antimicrobial peptide. Gene Ontology annotation, cellular component: extracellular region. NCBI's taxonomy places the organism in Eukaryota, Metazoa, Chordata, Mammalia, Eulipotyphla, Soricidae. The record is from RefSeq and is a predicted model, not a curated record. Gene Ontology annotation, biological process: intracellular iron ion homeostasis. The transcript has 3 exons. Bases 48 to 302 code for a protein of 84 amino acids.